This is a messenger RNA of Hypanus sabinus (Atlantic stingray), 2167 nucleotides long. RefSeq names its product ALK and LTK ligand 1 (gene alkal1). Gene Ontology annotation, biological process: positive regulation of ERK1 and ERK2 cascade; positive regulation of ERK5 cascade. The transcript is spliced from 6 exons. The record is from RefSeq and is a predicted model, not a curated record. Gene Ontology annotation, molecular function: receptor tyrosine kinase binding; receptor signaling protein tyrosine kinase activator activity. The coding region runs from base 609 to 1085 and encodes 158 amino acids. Lineage: Eukaryota; Metazoa; Chordata; Chondrichthyes; Myliobatiformes; Dasyatidae.
GUACAGUGCAAGGACAUGAGAUUACUAUAAAUUACAAAAUUAAAUAGUCAAAAAGAGAAUAACAAGGUAUGAUCACAGGUUCACAAAUCAGUCAGAGAUUUUCUGGCUGAGGGAAAGAAACUGUUUCUGAGUUGCUGAGUGUGGGUUUUCAGGCUAUCGUAUCUCCUCCUUGAUAGCAAGAGGACAUGUCCCGGAAGAAAAGGAUCCUUACUGGAAAAUGCUGCAUUUGUGAGGCAUCAGUUCUUGAAGUUGUGCUGAAUGGUGAGGAAGCUGUGCAACAAAUGGAGUUCACUGAGUCUAUAACCUUCUGCAGCCUCUAGCAAUCCUCUUCAUUGGCUGCUCCAUACAAGGCUGUGAUGCAACCAGUUAGAAUGCUCUCCACUGUACAUCUAUCGAUACUUGUAAGAGUCUUUGGUGAUAUACCAAAUCUCCUCAAACUCCUAUCGAAUUAGAGUGGCUGGCAUGCCAGCUUAAUGAUUUGGCCUCGGAUAGAUCAUCUGAAACGUGGACUCCCAGGAACUUGAACUGCUUCCCCUCAAUGAGAACUGGUGCGUGUCUCCUGACUUACCCUACAGAGAAGCGUUCCGGGAUGUAAAAAUAAUGAGAAGAUGUAUGGAAAGGAGAUGGGCCGACGGAGAUGGAACACUUUGCUGGGCAUCGCCCUUCUCUUGGUCACUGCGGGUCACUGUGAAAGCAGAGCAGAGACGAGGCAGAAAGCGAAACAAUCACCUUUAGACCUCAUCUUAAAAGGCGUGGGAGACAACAAUAACGGGCGGAGGAACACAGUUAAGCGAUACGAUACUUUCUAUGCCCUGGAUCAAGACUACAAGAGGUUCACUAAAGAAAAAGCCGUGUUUGUCCCAAGGCUGGAAAAGCCAAUAGAGGUUGUCCAUAGAGACCCCAAUGUGAAAGGGAAGUUUUUAAAGCAUUUCACAGCAGGACCAAUCUCAUUCUCAUCUGAGUGCAGUAAACAAUUUCAGCGUCUCUAUUAUAACACAAGGGAUUGUUCCACACCAGCUUAUUACAAAAGAUGUGCAAGGUUGCUUACAAGAUUAGCUGUGAGUCCUUUAUGUACACAACCCUAAAUAUUUUCCAUACCCAAGUUGCUGAAGAUGGAAAUGUGUGUUGCCUCAGAAGUGCCUUUAAAGUGGAUUGGAAUUACAGCUGAUGUUGCUUUGGUUUACAGCAUUGUUUAACUGCUGAAUGCUUUUUAUUUACAUGUAAAUGUGUAUGUAUGAGAACAUUCCACUUUUGUGUUAAUUAAGCAUAACUUUGAUUUAUAAUAUUAUUGCAUAGAAAUCAAAUAAACCAAUUAUUUAUUUAAAUAUUUUCUAUAUAAUUAUCUGCACUGCAGAUAAACAAUAUAAAACUGCAGAAACCCUGAGUAAAGUAGUAAUUUGAAUAGGUUCACAAUGUAUAACCUCCCUUUUUAGAGGAUACUGGCAAUGGACCAAGAUAAUAAAUUUACAGCACGACAAGUUCUGUUUAACAGUAGUGCCAAAAAAGGUGAUAUUCUAAUCUAUAGGAUGGAAGGUAAAUCAUUGUACUUAUAUGGGUUUUAGUUGUAUAAUAAAGCAGCUUACACUAUUCACAAAGUUUAUGAUGAACAGUUAAAAUGAAGAUACACUAAUUACCACAAUAAAUGUCCAUUGAGCGCUUUAUACUCACUGCAAUUUCUAUUUGGAGUUUGUCCUCCUUUUGGUGACAUGGCUUCAUGCUGCUAAUUGAGAAUGUUAUGCUUUAUAAGCAGUCGGUGUUGGAUUAUUGUGUUUUAAAGUUAAAGAUUCCUCAUGAUCUUAAAUGGGCCAAUCUGAUGUGCUAAUUAUUUUACAAUGGAUUAUUUCAUUGUAUUAUACCUCCUCAAUUUUGUUAAGAUGUUUAUUUCGUUAUUUGCACUGAGCUUGAAUGCAAUGCAAUUCACUUUCUAUAGGAGCUGUAAAUUGAACAUUAUUCUCUACAAAUAAUAAUGAAAAUAUUAACUUGAUCUUGAUACUUUAGUUCUAAAGCUCUGUUAAAAUGUAUUGCACAUUGAGAAUUUAAGCUUAAUAUGUACCUUGCUUUGGAAUAUUAUCAGAUAGCUCUUAUGAAUUACCAUUGGUACUGGCACUUAUGUAAAACAAUGCAAAUAAUGUAAAUAUUGGAAAAAGACUGGAAUACAACAAUGCUG